CAUCCACACAUUUUAUUUGACACUGAUAAAUUUUUGAUGUACAUAAUUACUUAUAUGGAAUUAGACAUGAUAAAUCGUUAACACUAUUUUUUUUAAAUUGUUUAAUGCACACAAAUACUUCCAUUCUGAGUAGAACUUUGGUAUAAAUAUAUUUUGUUAUGUUCUAAAGUUGUAUGAUUUCGAAAGAGCCUCUAAACGUCCUUGCCACUUUUUUGACACACUCAAUUCAUUAAUAUUUAAUUAAACUACAAGAUUUUAUUUAUUUAAAACAUGUUGCAAAAUAUAUUUACAAUGCGAGUAUGUACAAUUGGUUUGUAGAGUUAUCAAGAUGAGGAACAACAAAUGGGAGAUUUUGAUGUUGGAUCUUUUCCAAAAGAUUUUGGAUAUGGAGCCUUUGAACAAGAUGUUAAUAAUGUUGGUUCAAUACCUAGUGAACAAAAACCUAGGAUAUUACUCAUGGGUCUCAGGCGGUCAGGGAAAUCGUCAAUACAAAAGGUUGUUUUCCACAAAAUGUCUCCGAAUGAAACCUUGUUUUUAGAAUCAACCAAUAAAGUUGUUAAGGACGAUAUCAACAACAGUAGUUUUGUGCAAUUUCAAAUAUGGGACUUUCCUGGACAAAUAGAUUUUUUUGACCCAACAUUUGAUUCAGAUAUGAUUUUUGGAGGAUGCGGUGCCUUGGUAUUUGUCAUUGAUGCUCAAGAUGAUUAUAUGGAAGCACUCAAUAAGUUAAAUUUGACUGUUACAAAUGCUUAUAAAGUUAACUGUAAUAUAAAGUUUGAAGUUUUUAUACAUAAAGUAGAUGGCUUAAGUGAUGAUAUCAAAAUGGAGGUUCAAAGAGAUAUUCACCAGAGAGCUACAGAUGAUUUAACAGACACUGGUUUUCAUCAAAUUAAUCUUAGUUUCCACUUGACUUCGAUUUACGAUCAUUCAAUUUUUGAAGCAUUUUCAAAGGUCGUACAAAAAUUAAUACCUCAGUUACCUACAUUGGAGAAUUUACUCAAUAUCCUGAUAUCGAAUUCUGCAAUUGAAAAAGCCUUUUUAUUUGAUGUCGUAUCAAAAAUCUAUAUUGCUACUGACAGUUCUCCAGUUGAUAUGCAGAGUUACGAAUUAUGCUGUGAUAUGAUUGAUGUUGUAAUAGAUGUGUCCUGUAUUUAUGGAAUAAGUGAUGAUGUAGAUACCACUGCAUUUGAUAAUCAAAGUUCCAGUUUAAUAAAACUUAAUAAUGGAACUAUACUUUACUUACGAGAAGUAAACAAAUUUCUUGCACUAGUGUGUAUACUGAGGGAAGAUAAUUUUGACAAACAAGGGGUUAUAGAUUAUAACUUUUUAUGCUUUCGGGAAGCCAUCCAGCAAGUUUUUGAAUUAAGGAGCAAAGCACAAAAAAUAUCAGAAUCAACAUUAAAUGUAUCAUCUAAUAUUAAUAGUCAGCCUGAGAUAGGCUCUACUAAUAAUGUUUUGAAUGGAAACCUGCAUAUGAAUGGCAAUGAAACACUUUUGUCAGGAAGUUCUAGUCAUAAACCAAAUAAUAAUGGUUCUUCCGUUUUAAUAGUGCAUAGUUAACUCAACUUAACUCUUACACAC
Ctenocephalides felis (cat flea) is the source of this 1581-nucleotide messenger RNA. RefSeq names its product ras-related GTP-binding protein C-like. Gene Ontology annotation, cellular component: Gtr1-Gtr2 GTPase complex; lysosome; nucleus. Gene Ontology annotation, molecular function: GTPase activity; GTP binding. The coding region runs from base 343 to 1560 and encodes 405 amino acids. The record is from RefSeq and is a predicted model, not a curated record. The transcript is spliced from 5 exons. Gene Ontology annotation, biological process: regulation of autophagy; cellular response to starvation; cellular response to amino acid stimulus. NCBI's taxonomy places the organism in Eukaryota, Metazoa, Arthropoda, Insecta, Siphonaptera, Pulicidae.